Messenger RNA from Dipodomys ordii (Ord's kangaroo rat), 2928 nucleotides. RefSeq names its product protein kinase, cAMP-dependent, regulatory, type II, beta (gene Prkar2b). The record is from RefSeq and is a predicted model, not a curated record. NCBI's taxonomy places the organism in Eukaryota, Metazoa, Chordata, Mammalia, Rodentia, Heteromyidae. The coding region runs from base 1 to 1188 and encodes 395 amino acids. The transcript has 11 exons.
AUGGUUCUGGAAAGCAAAGGAAAUAAGCCUUCAUUUUUCUUGAAACACCUCCUUCUCAAAAUAGCAGGAACCAUCUGUAGCCUUCAUCAAGUAGAUGGGUUUGAUGCCUUUAAUCUGCAGAGACUCAAAGGAGUCAGACUCCCAAGAUGUGAGUCUCCAGUAUGUGGUGUGGACACAGGCCAGCACUUUGGGGACAAUCCAUUUGGGUCUGCACCAGAUGGAGCAAGAGCAGCUCCAGUGAUAAACCGAUUCACAAGGCGUGCCUCCGUAUGCGCAGAAGCUUAUAAUCCUGAUGAAGAAGAAGAUGAUGCGGAGUCCAGGAUUAUACAUCCCAAAACUGAUGAUCAAAGAAAUAGAUUGCAAGAGGCUUGCAAAGACAUCUUGCUGUUUAAGAACCUGGAUCCGGAACAGAUGUCUCAAGUAUUAGAUGCCAUGUUUGAAAAGUUGGUCAAAGAGGGAGAGCAUGUGAUUGAUCAAGGUGAUGAUGGGGACAACUUUUACGUAAUUGAUAGAGGAACAUUUGAUAUUUAUGUAAAAUGUGAUGGUGUUGGAAGAUGUGUUGGUAACUAUGAUAAUCGUGGGAGUUUUGGUGAACUGGCCUUAAUGUACAAUACACCCAGAGCAGCUACAAUCACGGCUACCUCUCCCGGUGCUCUGUGGGGUUUGGACAGGGUAACCUUCAGGAGAAUAAUUGUCAAAAACAAUGCCAAAAAGAGAAAAAUGUAUGAAAGCUUUAUUGAGUCACUGCCAUUCCUUAAAUCAUUGGAGGUUUCAGAACGCCUGAAAGUGGUAGAUGUGAUAGGCACCAAAGUUUACAAUGAUGGAGAACAAAUCAUUGCUCAGGGAGAUUUGGCUGACUCUUUUUUUAUUGUAGAAUCUGGAGAAGUGAAAAUUACUAUGAAAAGAAAGGGUAAAUCAGAAGUAGAGGAGAACGGGAACGGUGCUGUAGAAAUCGCCCGAUGUUCUCGGGGACAGUACUUUGGAGAGCUUGCCUUGGUAACAAACAAACCCCGAGCAGCUUCUGCGCAUGCCAUUGGAACUGUGAAGUGCUUAGCCAUGGAUGUGCAAGCAUUUGAAAGGCUUUUGGGACCUUGCAUGGAAAUUAUGAAAAGGAACAUCGCCACCUAUGAAGAGCAGUUAGUUGCCCUGUUUGGAACAAACAUGGAUAUUGUUGAACCCACUGCAUGAAGCAAAAGUAUGAAGCAAGAAGACCUAUAGUGAAAAAUUAACACAGUAGUGGUUAGUCCACUGAGGAUGUGUUUGUGUAGAUGCCAAGCAUUUUCUGUGAUUUCAGGUUUUUUCCUUUUUUUACAUUUACAAUGUAUCUGUAAACAGUAGUGAUUUAAUAAUCAGUAGGCUUUAACAUCACUUUCUAAUGAGUAGUUCAUAAAAAAAACAUAUUGAUAAAAUGACUUUCUACUCCACAAAAUUUGACUGAAAGUUUUAUUCCGAUGAUUGUAAUAUAUUGAAAGAAUUCAUGUUUAAGAAGAUUAAAAGACAUUAUUAUAGGCAAUAUGUGUUUGACUUACUCGAGUUGAUACCCCACCCGUGACUGUGCCCAUGUUGGGGGGAACUUGGCAAUGACUCAUGCUACCCAGCAUGGCAUCGCAUUCUUUUUAUAACUCAUUAUGUAUAGCAAAGUUUCAAUCAUUCUCAUUUUAAAGUUUUUUCUGGCUUGAUAAGUUAUGUGUUGGCCUUGGUCUAUUGGUAAAAUGGUAUGAAACAUAUGCAAUUUUUAAAUUUUUUAUAUUUUUGCAAUAAAGUACAUUUUGACUUCUUGGCAUAAUGUCAGUAACAUACUCCAGUAGUUUUAGGGACUGGCAAUUUAGUCAUGAUAAUAGGUAGAUGAAAGAUAAUGUAUAUCUUGCUUCUUUUCUUCAUUCUGUAUCGCCCAUAAUUCUCUAGCUUUAGAAGCUUGAUUUGGACAAUGAGUCCAAAGACUUGGAGUCUUCUCUUCAAACUUAAACUUGUUAAAUCUGACAUUUUUCAUCUUCUAAAAGGUCUUAUACUUAACAUAUUUGGGACUGUUUUAUCUCUAAGCCCACAGCUACUUCUGUGUUCCUCAGCAGGCCUAAGUGGCACUGUCUCUGGCACACGUGCCCAUGUUUUUCUGUUCUCUGGCUGCCAACUGCAGUGUCACUCAUUGAUAGCCCAUGAGGUUUGGUUGGCCUUUUACUCAUGAAAAACUUGUUGACAGUAGUAGAAAUAAUUUUUGUAAGCUAUGUUUAUUAAUAAAAGGAAUUGCUGUUAUUCCACAUACACCGUAAGUAUGGAAAACUUAAAAUGUACUCAUUGCAUUUGACUGCUUAUAUGCUUAUUCUGCCAAAUAAAAGUGGAUUUUAGUUUUAUCCAACCAAAGCAAUAUACUCAACAUGAUUUUAGACCCUGUGACAAAAUGUAUAGACACAUUAAUUCUACCCAUUGCUUUAAAUGUAUUUUCAUUGUGGGAAACACAUCUUAGAACAUAUACAACAUACACGCAUUCACAUGGGAAAAAUUAAUCUGUGGCUGUUUUGGUCUUAUUAGAGAAUGUUUAUGGACUUAUACCUGAAAAUAUGGCUAGAUAUUAAUUGGAUAAUGUAUAUACAACAAGUUAAUGUAAACUAACUUCAGCCACAUUUUAAGAGUAUUUAACAUUUUUACAAAAUCUAUUAGUAAAAGGGAAGUCUAUAUGAAGACUUGUUUUCUAUUUUACAUUUAUUUGAAAAGUCAUGUCUGUUAAGAAAAAAACUCGAAGUUCCUAGUUCAUCAAUUUGUAUUAUUAUUUUUCUGUUGUAUAAGCUGAUGGUUAACUAUCCACAGAACAGUGAAAACAUGCCUAUUUAAUAAAGAACUCUGACCAAGGCUGUAAAUACCAAUUAUGUUAUUUUCAGUAUUGUUGGUUAUAUUUAAAUUUUCCUUAUAAUAAAGCACACUUUUAUAGUAAAA